Molecule: messenger RNA, 1982 nt
Organism: Etheostoma spectabile (orangethroat darter)
Lineage: Eukaryota; Metazoa; Chordata; Actinopteri; Perciformes; Percidae
Gene: vwc2
Product: von Willebrand factor C domain containing 2
Exons: 4
Coding region: 379-1311 (310 amino acids)
Biological process (GO): negative regulation of BMP signaling pathway
Cellular component (GO): AMPA glutamate receptor complex
Molecular function (GO): protein binding
Source: RefSeq, a predicted model, not a curated record
AAUAAAGUGCUAGUGUGUGGCAGGGGCACCAGUGGCUGCGCGGCACUGUCAGCGGCGGAUCGCCGGACACGGAGGGAGCGCGUUCACUCUCCGUGGCGUUCUAAAGUUGCGCGCGACACGCCGAUGACCUGCGAGCCUCCUCUGGGGAAACUGUGCGUUUUCCCGGCUUAACGAGCGUCAGUUUACAUCUCUUCACCACAGAUCAUUUGUUGCUGUCGUGGCUCCGCUCUCCGACUGUCCGAAGGCGGCGUUUCAUCCCCGGCGCGCCGACGAAGACGCACACGCUCCCUGGAUCCCAGACGGACUGGCUCACACCUGAGAUGUGAAGUGUGUUAUGUGAUCCAAGGUGUUUUCCCACCUCGCUGGUGGUGGGGAGAGAUGCUGCACUCCGUUGCCAUGACAGCAGAAGUUCUCUUUGUUCUUGGUUUUCUGAUGGGCGGCGCUCAGUGUAACCCUAUAGCAACCUUACCAGCGAGCCGAGAACGCCUGGAAAGAGUGUUGACCCAAGCCAGGGUGUAUGGCCAUCAGGACGAGCAGGCCCCCGAGGAGCCGCUGAGAUACGGCGCUCAGCAGCGGCCGGAGGAAACCAAUGCUUUGGCCUCCGAAAGGAAUGCUUCGAGCCGUGCCAAGUCGUACCUCAGCUCCCAGACACGAGGCUCUAAAGGCGGGAAGCCUCAGGAGCUGUGGACUGAAAAGGACAGCCUGAAUCAAAUAGACGAGGGCCCCACCAGUGACGUCACCCUCUCCCUGGACGCCAUUGACGAGUACGCCUAUCCAGACUACCGGGGGAAAGGCUGCAUGGAUGAGAGCGGCUUCGUGUUCGCCAUCGGGGACCAGUUCACCCCGGGCCCUUCAACGUGCCCUUGCCUCUGCACAGACGAGGGCCCUCUGUGCACCAAGCCAGAAUGUCCAAAAGUUCACCCUCGCUGCAUUAAAGUGGACACUAGCCAAUGCUGCCCGAUGUGCAAGGAGAAAAAGAACUACUGCGAGUUCCGGGGCAAGAUCUACACCUCGCUAGAAGAGUUUAAGGUGUCUCCAUGUGAGAAGUGCCGGUGUGAGCCAAGUGGGGAGGUGUUAUGCUCUGUGGCAGCCUGCCCGCAGACUGACUGCGUCGAUCCGGAGUACGAGCCUGAUCAGUGCUGUCCCAUCUGCAAGACUGGGCCAAAUUGCUACGUGGACACGACGGUGAUACCAGCCGGCCGAGAGGUGAAGAUUGACGAGUGUACAAUCUGCUACUGCACAUAUGAGGAGGGCACAUGGCAGAUUGAGCGUCAGGCCACCUGCAGUAAGAACGAGUGCCAGCUGAGCUAAAGACUGGCCCGGUCAGAGGAGACAUUGGCACGCAACACCAGCGCCAACCCGCAUGCAAACUCUCGGCCUUUCACCCGGUCUACCGGACAUCAGGGUCGGACGGAGGCCCCGGAGCAGUUCAGCAUUUAUAGUCACUCCUGUAUUACAGAAAGAAAAAAAAAAUGCUUUUAUGAAAGUUUAUAAUCCAAACACAGAAUAUCUAUUUAUCUAUGUAUUGAGUUAUUUAUGAAUAGAGACAAAUAAAGGAGUAAUUAAUGCUGAACUAGUGAACACAUAUUUUUUAUAGCCUCUGUAUUUUAUUAAGCAAUGUAUUGGACCAGAGGUCAAAAAAACAGAAUGUAUAGAACACACACAGCUGUCUUUGGAGAUGAAAACCUCAACGUCUUGACAUUCGAUGUCACCUGACAAAUCCUGACACCCGUCCCUCUACCACCAAAGUGCAGGCUAGACCAUGUGCAGUCCACUUCAGAAUCAUGGGUGCAAAGUUGUUGUGUGCAGAGUUAAAAACAACGGGAAAAUAGAAGGAAAUUCAAGAGGACUUGACUGUUUCCUAAUUUCUUUGAUCUUUUUUUUGGAUGUUCAAAUGUGUUUUGAUUUAAAAGUGCUUUUUUGUAUUUCUCUUGGUAUCAUGUGUUCUUGUUUCAAAUAAAUGCCAGACUGCUCUCUGUAAA